Molecule: messenger RNA, 2879 nt
Organism: Pseudonaja textilis
Lineage: Eukaryota; Metazoa; Chordata; Lepidosauria; Squamata; Elapidae
Gene: OSGIN2
Product: oxidative stress induced growth inhibitor family member 2
Biological process (GO): negative regulation of cell growth
Molecular function (GO): growth factor activity
Source: RefSeq, a predicted model, not a curated record
AGAAAGGAAGGAGGCGGAGGCGGCGGGAACCGCAGCGGCCGCCGCCGCAUCUCCAUCUCUCGACGUCCUUUUUCCUCAGUCCCUCAUGACAGUGUGGUGCUGCCGCUGCUCCUUAACCAGCCGCUUCAGAAAUUACAGUAGUCCAGAAACUGAAGGAUGUUUUUUGGAUUCCUUAGUGCAGUAUUUUGGUGACAAUCUUGGGACCAACGCUAAAACUAUGCCAUUACUACAAGAAAGUACGCUAGCUGUGGACCCAACAUUGACUUUGCCUAUAGUAAUAAUCGGCAAUGGACCUUCCGGAAUAUGCCUCUCUUACAUGUUAUCUGGAUAUAGACCAUAUUUAUCCCCCGAAGCUGAACAUCCAAAUCUUAUUUUGUACAAUAAGUUAAAAGAAGCUAUUCAUCUUUCUAUUGUUGAUCAGGAAUUAGAGUACUUGGCUGAAGGCCUGGAAGGACGCUCUUCAAAUCCCGUUGCAAUUCUGUUUGAUACUUUGCUUCAUCCUGAAGCUGAUUUUGGAUUUAAGUACCCACCGGUUCUUCAAUGGAAAUUUGAACCACAUCAAUAUAUUCCUCAUAUAGUACUUGGCAAAGGACCACCUGGUGGUGCUUGGCAUUCUAUGGAAAGUUCUAUGCUCACUAUCAGUUUCGGAAACUGGAUGGAAUUACCUGGAUAUGCAUUUAAAGAUUGGGCUGCUACUAAACGAAGAAAUAUGAAGUGUGACAGAGUUCUGCCAGAGGAAGUUGCAAAUUAUUACAAGCACUAUGUUAAAAUCAUGGGCUUACAGAAAAACUUCAGAGAAAAUGCAUAUAUAACAUCUGUGUCAAAGUUUUAUCGUGAUCAGGAUUGUGAAAGCGAAAGCCCUUUGCAGAUAGAAGAAGAUGGGCAGACUACACUGAUCAAAAGAAACUGGGAAAUUAGAGGUUAUCAGAGAUCAGCAGAUGGCUCUCAUAUGCCGUUCUGUUUGUUUGCUGAAAAUGUGGCUCUUGCCACUGGAACUUUUGAUGCUCCUGGCCGAUUGCAAGUUGAAGGAGAAGACUUUCCUUUUGUGCUCCAUACCAUAUCUGAUUUUGGAGCUGCCAUAGAUAAAGGAAUAUUGCAUGGGAAAACAGAUCCAGUUUUAAUUAUAGGUGGUGGACUCACAGCAGCAGAUGCAGUUCUAUACGCUUAUAAUAACAGUGUGCCUGUUAUUCAUGCAUUCCGUAGGAGGGUCACUGACCCAAGUUUAAUUUUCAAACAGCUACCAAAAAAACUUUAUCCAGAAUAUCAUAAAGUCUACCAUAUGAUGUGUACUCAGUCAGUUACUCUGGAUUACAAUGUGCAUCCUGCUUAUACCAGUUUACCUGAACACCAAGUUCUUUCUUUUCAGCCCGAUAUGAAGUGUAUCUUACAGAAUUCUUCGGGAUUAAAGAAGAUCUUAAAAUUCUCUUUAGCAGUAGUCUUAAUAGGUUCACAUCCUAACUUAUGUUUCCUAAAGGAUCAAGGCCAGAGCAUAUGCCAUAAUCCAAAUGAACCAGUUACUUGCAAGGGCAACCCUAUUGAAAUUGAUCCAUAUACGUAUGAGUGUAUAAAAGAACCCAAUCUUUUUGCACUUGGUCCAUUGGUUGGAGACAAUUUUGUACGCUUUUUAAAAGGAGGAGCAUUGGGAAUUACACGGCAUUUAGUUGCAAAACAGAAGAAACAUCAAUUUAUAGUUGAAAGAGGUGCAGAUGGAGUCCCCUAAAGCAAAUAGACAAAGACAUAACCUGAGGAUCUGCAGACAUGGUAAUAACUGAUCUGACCAUUAAUAACUAAGUGAUUAGUCUUGGUUUUGUUAUACAUACCAGUUUUUUGUGCUUGCAUUGCCUCAUAGAGGAAGAUGCUACAACAGUAUUGCAGCCUUGCAAAAUGCAAAAAAAAAAUUGGCAGUUUUUCUGUAAUGGAUAACAAUGCAUGCUAAUUUGCUUUGGUUUCAAAGCUUAGAAAGAUAUAUACAAUAAAAAGUUUUUACUCAUAAGCUAAUUGUUUUGCUAUACAAAACUAGAUGAGUAUUCAAGAAUAGAAUUUUCUCCUUAACACAGAUUAAGGCAAAUUUUCAGCCAGUUACUUGCAGCAAAGUUUUUUAUAAAGGCAACCUGAGAAUGUUGCAUAUUCUGAAUCUCAAAUGAGCUACAAAUUUGAGAUGUGCCUAAUCUCUUACAUCUAAAUCAGAUUUAGGGCUUGAGUCUGAUGAAGGCACCAAUCAUUAAUCUAAAACAUGCAGUACAAUCCAGCUAAAUCUGACAUUUACACAGAAGUCAUGUUCUAGAAAAGCAUGUGGAGAUGGGAGAAUUUGCCCAUAUUUAAUGUAGUUUCCAUUAUAAUACAUCCACAAUAUAUCUAACAGGCAAAAUAGCCUGUUAAUUAUGGGAAUUAUUGCUAUAGAAACCACAAGGGUAACCAGUGGUUCUAUUUGUAUUUCAUUUUUUAUAAAUUAUGAAUGUUUUAUUUUUUAGACUCCUAAACUUUGAUUAUGUUCAUUGGCAGCAAUCCCUAUAGACAUCAAAAUGCAUGUGUAGCAAAUUAGUUUCCUAAUCUCCAAUUUUUUUGUCAGUUAUGCUCCUGCCCAUUUAAACCUGGGGUAUUUUUACUAUUUGAUAAGAUAAAGAGGAAAAAUGAAAUGUAAUUUAUGCUAAUAUAUAAAAUAUGUGGAACUGGAAUUGGUAACCAAUUAUAUUUAAAUAUAAAAAUUAGCAAGAAUAAAAGGCAUUUACUUUUAAUUGACUUUAUCCUUGUGUAUAUUAUGGAGUAUGUAACAGUAAUUCUGAAUUAAAUUGCGUGUAGGAUUAAAUGAAUGUCCAAUAUUUAAAGACUGCCUAUUUUUCAUUGUAGGGAUAAAGUUCAGGGUUGCCAAUAAUUUUAAA